Danio rerio (zebrafish) is the source of this 863-nucleotide messenger RNA. NCBI's taxonomy places the organism in Eukaryota, Metazoa, Chordata, Actinopteri, Cypriniformes, Danionidae. The record is from RefSeq.
GAUUCGCGCUUGGAAAUAACGACAGAAAACCGACGCGAGAGAGUUUCGGUGUGGAGGAGACAUGAAAUCUGCGCGCACGGAGGCGCCGGAGGGUGUUUCAUCAGCCGUUAGAGCCUCACCAUGAGAGAUCUGGAUGGAUGUGAUGCAGAUCUGGCCCUGUAGAGUCCGGGACUCCUCCUCAUGGUGAACGGGUGUCUGCGCAGACGCCCUCUGAGGGUUUGAGCAUGCCCAGAAGCGUCUGACCAUCGGUUUGAGCAUCGCAAUCGACUCGGAUCAUGGCUCAGACGAGCCUGCUGCAGGGCAAGCGCUUCUACUGCCGCGAGUGGGUUUUCCACAAGAUCCAGCACUGCAUUCAGGAGAAAACCAGCAGUCUGAGUGCACCGGGAGCCCAGGAGCCGAUCCAGCCCACCGCCGGGCCUCCAUCUGGGGCUGGGAAGAGCAGCUCAUGGGGCGUCCUGCUGGUUGGUGGUCCAGGAAGUGGGAAAACAGCUCUGUGUUCAGAGUUACUGUGGCCCAGCUCUGCUCACGGGCUCCACCGUGGCCUGCACCAGCACUGCCUGGCCUUCCACUUCUGCCGGGCCGAGGACGCCGAAACGCUGUGCGUCAGUGGGUUCGUUCGAGGUCUGGUGGCCCAGAUCUGCCGAUCUGGACUAGUCCCGGAUUACGAGGAGAAACUGAGAGAGCCGGCGAUCCAGAGUGCACUGCAGCCAGGAGAGUGUGAGAGGAACCCGGCAGAGACCUUCAAGAGGUGUGUGCUGCUGCCGCUGCUCAGCUGUAAGGCUCCGUCUCAGGCUGUGUUCCUGCUGCUGGACUCUGUGGACGAAGGGUGUGUGUUCGGGGAUCGAGAUCAGACGUCUGCAGGC